Molecule: messenger RNA, 573 nt
Organism: Phaeodactylum tricornutum CCAP 1055/1
Lineage: Eukaryota; Bacillariophyta; Bacillariophyceae; Surirellales; Neidiaceae
Exons: 1
Coding region: 1-573 (190 amino acids)
Source: RefSeq, a predicted model, not a curated record
AUGACUGGUCUAAGAUGUGUUUUUCAAACUUUCAUGGUGCUCGCAUUGGCCGAAGCAGUCCGGAUCCCACUCCUUUCGAAAACGAAAUACAACCCACUGUUGUUCUUCAAGGUUCCGCCGGGGUUGAUUCCAGAAUGCGAUGCGAUGGAAAAGGCUGUGAAAGAGGUUGAAAAAGAAUUAGGCGUUCGCGUUGAACGUUUAGACAUUUUAAGGGAUCCUUCCGCGGAAGCAGUGAUGUCCUUGUUGACCCAGCGAACCCCUCCGUUUUUAUACCAUCGUGAAUCCUGUCAGGUGGUUCACCUCACCCCUCGCAAGGGUGGCAAAGGAGAUCGAGACAUGCCCGUCGUUGUGGAUAGACAACGAGUGCGAGCCUGGGCGAAGGGUCGCUACCUGGGAGCUCAAAAUCAUGCGACCAAAGUUAAAUCACCAGUCGUUAUUGCACAAAAAGAUAACUCCAUUGAUCAACAAGAGCUUUUGGAAGACAUGGCGUUGACCGAUUUACAACGAAAAGGGAAGCAGGCAAUCAAAGAAAGGACUGAAGAAAACGCCAAAAGCAAAGCCUUUACCAAAUAG